Molecule: messenger RNA, 843 nt
Organism: Salvia hispanica
Lineage: Eukaryota; Viridiplantae; Streptophyta; Magnoliopsida; Lamiales; Lamiaceae
Product: putative disease resistance RPP13-like protein 3
Biological process (GO): defense response to other organism
Molecular function (GO): ADP binding; protein binding
Source: RefSeq, a predicted model, not a curated record
AUGCCUUUCUUCUUUUCUGGGGUCGUGGAAAAUUUGGGUUCAAUUCCCAUAGCCCCGAUGUGGCGCAAAAUACGAAGCCUUCGUCAUCUCUACAUGUCUGAUGUGGUUUGCUCGGAGCCUUUGAAAUUAGAUAUAUGGAAGCUAAUUUCUCUGGCCUUCGUCUCAAUUUAUGAUUAUGCAUUUGAGAACUUGGGGUGGAUGAGAAAGACUGGUUUGAAUUUAUUGGGCAUUGAAGACAUUGAUGAAAAUGCUAAUGUAAGCAAGUUGGUUGCAUCACUGAAGAAAGGGGACAUAAAUCAUUGCUCUUGCCUUGCCUUGAGAGGGUUCCACUUCAGAUGCAUGCCAUGUUUGGACGAGAUCGGAAAGAUAUAUAUGCUGCCAACACUCAAGUUGAAUCGACGUCUGGCUAGACUCCCUAAAACACAGGGUGGACUCUAUCGGGUUAGUGACUUGGUGUUGGUAAAUACGUGUCUUGAUGAAGACCCCAUGCCGUUACUAGAGGAGUUGCCCAAACUAAAGCGCCUCAAACUGCGGAAUGCGUACACUGGUCAAGAAAUGGUGAUCAAGAACAACGGGUUUCCUAAGCUCUGCGUCCUUAACAUCAAUGAGUUGUGGAAUCUGAGAAAUAUUCUAGUUGGAGAAGGUGUAAUGCCGAAGCUCGAGCAACUAGAAAUCAAGAAUUGUCCACAUCUAGAGACCCUCCCAAAGGAAAUAGGGUCGAUGAAGUGUUUGAGGAAGUUUAAAAUGCUUACGACCAGACACAUUGCAACGAAGAUAAAAAAUUCAGGCUUAAUCUCCAAAAUAUUGGAGGUGGAUAUUGGUCCAUUGUCAAGCAUGGCUUGA